Molecule: messenger RNA, 996 nt
Organism: Dracunculus medinensis (Guinea worm)
Lineage: Eukaryota; Metazoa; Nematoda; Chromadorea; Rhabditida; Dracunculidae
Source: the annotation of a GenBank genome assembly
AUGAUGAACAGUAUAUCGAGUUUUAGCGAUAAUUAUGAUGUUAAGGAGGAACUUGGAAAAGGUGCAUUCUCAGUUGUACGCCGUUGUGUUCAUAAAAGAACAGGUGUUGAGUUUGCUGCAAAGAUUAUUAAUACGAAAAAAUUAUCAGCUCGAGAUUUCCAAAAGCUCGAACGAGAGGCGCGGAUCUGCAGAAAACUUCAACACCCAAAUAUCGUAAGAUUGCAUGAAAGCAUACAAGAAGAAACAUUUCAUUAUCUCAUUUUUGAUUUAGUUACUGGAGGAGAAUUAUUUGAAGAUAUAGUAGCCCGAGAAUUUUACAGUGAAGCUGAUGCCAGUCAUUGUAUACAACAAAUUCUGGAAUCAAUCGCUUAUUGCCAUCUUAAUAAUGUGGUUCAUCGUGAUUUGAAGCCAGAAAAUCUAUUAUUAGCUAGUAAAGCGAAAGGUGCUGCUGUAAAACUGGCGGAUUUUGGGCUUGCAAUAGAAGUGCAAGGUGAUAUUGAAGCAUGGUUUGGUUUCGCUGGAACGCCUGGUUAUUUAUCACCAGAAGUUCUUAAAAAAGAUCCAUAUGGAAAACCUGUUGAUAUAUGGGCAUGUGGGGUUAUACUAUAUAUUUUAUUAGUUGGUUAUCCUCCAUUUUGGGAUGAAGACCAACAUCGACUUUAUGCUCAGAUUAAAGCUGGAGCUUACGAUUACCCAAGUCCGGAAUGGGACACAGUGACACCUGAGGCGAAAAAUCUUAUCGAUAAUAUGUUAACAGUCAAUCCAAAGAAACGUAUCACUGCUGAGCAGGCUCUUAAAGUUCCAUGGAUUUGCAAUCGUGAACGUGUGGCUUCCGUUAUGCAUAGACAAGAUACGGUCGAUUGCUUGAAGAAAUUCAAUGCUAGGAGAAAACUAAAGGGAGCAAUUCUGACAACAAUGAUCGCAACUCGUAAUUUAUCAAGUAAGUUAUUUUUUAAAAUAAAUAUUUUGGAAAAAAACUCGAAAAAAAUCUUUUAA